Molecule: messenger RNA, 2132 nt
Organism: Xiphias gladius (swordfish)
Lineage: Eukaryota; Metazoa; Chordata; Actinopteri; Istiophoriformes; Xiphiidae
Gene: rmnd1
Product: required for meiotic nuclear division 1 homolog
Exons: 12
Coding region: 218-1513 (431 amino acids)
Biological process (GO): positive regulation of mitochondrial translation
Source: RefSeq, a predicted model, not a curated record
UAACGGCUAACGGCCAUGUACCUACGCACUGAUCUGUAGUAGCAUGUUCACCUCUUCUGUCGGCUUGCACUUAAAGUUAGCACCAGGUUUUCAACCGCAACUCAAAUUUCGUUUAUCGUUCACAAGUGUGUUUGUUUUUUAAAAUAUGGGUAAAUCUUAAGCAGACUACUAGUGAGGAUAUGGUUAGCUAUUGAAGUCAAGCUGUCUGUAUGAGAAGAUGCUUCUCCGGACGUUGUGGUCCAGACUGGUAGCACAGUGGCCUGUAGAGAGGAAACCAGUCUGCAUCUGUGCCUCGGCCAGUCUCUCCCAGUCUAUCCAUCCACCCAUACACAAGUAUGAACCCAAACCGAGGACUCCCUCGGACUUGCCUGGCCCAGGGAUCUUUUCAAGGACCUGCUUCCUAAACACUCUUCACCAACAGCAGACGCAUAAAGGCCCUGUUUUGGCAGCCUUAGGUAGAUUUAAAAGCUUUAACAGCACCUUGUUCAUUGACCCUGGGAUACUGAGUAAAGGUAGAAGUGGACAGAAUCGUUUUUAUUCAUCAGACCUUGUUAAGUCAAUGUUAAAAUCGAGUUUAAAACCAGUGACUGUGCCUGGAAAAAGAGUUCCCAAAGGACCGAGAACAAAACAACCUUCAAGAGCCAAUCAGCCUUCUCUGAAUGAGGACAAGGAUAUGAUGCAAUGUAUUGCCUUUGCAACAGCAGAUCAGUAUCAUUUGCCAACACUUUGCCAUGACUUGAUAAGGCACGGCUUCCAUGAGAUAGAUUUACCAAGAGAUGCGUCAAAUGUGCUGGUGAUAAGCACAGACAUGGCUACGAAACCAGAUGACGAUGCUCUUAUGUUCUUCUUCAGGGAAGGCUCAAUAGUUUUCUGGAAUGUUGAGGAGAAGACGAUGAAAAAGGUGUUGAGAAUAUUGGAACAUCAUGAGAUCCAGCCUUAUGAAGUAGCAUUAGUCCACUGGGAAAAUGAAGAGAUUAACUACACUGUUGGAGAAGGAAAUACAAAGCUCGAGCACGGCAACUUUAUUCUGAGUGACAAGAUCGCUCAAGACGAAGCGGUUCUGGAGAAAUUUGCAUUUUCAAAUGCACUCUGUUUGUCAGUGAAGCUGGCGAUAUGGGAGGUGUCGUUAGACAACUUUGUAGAGUCUAUUCAAUCGAUUCCAGAGACGCUUAAGUCUGGCAAAAGAGUUAAAUUGUCCUCUGCAGAGGUUAUGCAGAAAAUAGGAGAGCUUUUCACGUUAAGACACUGUAUAAACCUGCGGUCCGACCUGCUCCUCACACCUGAUUUCUACUGGGACCGAGAAAACCUGGAAAAGCUCUAUGAUAAGACCUGCCAGUUCCUCAGCAUCAACCGCAGGGUCAAUGUUGUGAACGAGAAGCUGGAACAUUGCACACAGUUGACAGACCUGAUGAGGAGCCACCUGAGUGAGAAGCACAGCUUGAGGUUGGAGUGGAUGAUAGUCAUCCUCAUUACUAUAGAGGUUAUGUUUGAACUUGCAAAAAUGAUAUUCUGAACUGCUCCUCCAACAAUGCACAAAUGGAAGCUACAAAGGAGGAAUGCUGGACUAUACAAAGGUACUCUGUCAGUAACAUGUGACGGUGUUUUCUAGGAUCAGCUGAAAUUAUGACGGGGACCUAAACAUUUUUGAAUGUCUUACUGGUCGUGUUGUACAGUAUACUGUGUACAUUUCAUCAACACACAAUAAAUCUUUCUUUUUUUUCACCAUUUCUUUACUGUUUUGCUGGAGAUCGUGGCUUGACGGAUUUACAGGAUUAUAUAUACAUUUACUUUUGACUGCAUCUGUGAAAACAGAUUACAUCAGUGGGACUUCUUUAGCUUUUGGGAUCAGCCGACUGCACAGUAAUGUUUUUUUUUUAGUUUUGUUUGCUGGAUUUUUGUGUUAAAGAAUUUCCCUUUCAUUUUUACAUUAUGUGCACUAUUCUAUGUAUCUUGUUCAGUAUGAAAGAUACUGUUUUUUAAGAGUCUCUCAACAUGUGUCAUUGUUCUUGUGACUGAACACUUGCAGUGGAAAAGAAAAAAAAUGACAUGCAUAUCCAAAUUCAUCGAAUCCCAAACUACAACUGUGACUGUUGUGUUAUAGAGAAUGUAAUAAAGUAAUUAUUUGUUUUAAA